AUGUCUUGCGACAACAGCUCUAAGAUCAUCUUCGUAACUGGAGGCACCGGUUUCAUUGGCUUCCAGGUCCUAGUCCAGCUUUUGGCUUCUGGGUAUUCUGUUAGAGCCUCUGCUCGAGGCAAGAAGUUCGAUCUUUUGAGAAACAUAUUCUCCAAUUACAAGAAUUGCGAUGUCGUUGACAUUCCGGAUAUUUUCAGUGACGACCUCAGCGAUGUUCUUCGAGGAGUGUACGGGAUUAUACACGUCGCCGCGCCUUUACCCGGUGCUGAAUCGGAGAGGACUAUCAGGGAUGCUACCCAGGGUUCUCUUCAUAUAUUAAAUGCGGCCGUCAAAGCUGGUGUGGGGCGGAUUGUUACCACAGGGUCCGCCGUGACUUUCCCUGCAGGGGGUCCCUAUGGACCUAACGAUUGGUACCCAAUAACACGUGAAGAUGCAGAGCACACGAACAACGGAUCGGUUUAUUUACUCGCAAAAAAGCUUACCGACCAAGUCUUUAUGGAAUUCAGCGAAUCACAUCCAGAGCUCAACAUCUCAAUCCUCGGGCCAGGCCUCACGUUUGGGCCUUUCGCGCCAGGCUUUGAGCAAUUGCUGCCAGAACCAAACUACACAGCCUUUUCGUCCAACGCCUAUUUUUACGCACUUCUUCGGCCUGACAACGUCCACUUUCCAGUUCAUCUCCAAAAUGGGGCCAUUGACGUCCGUGACGUGGCACGCGCCCAUCUCCUCGCUCUUGAAUCACCCCCUGCCCCCCGAAAGAGGUUCGCCAUCGUAUCUCCACACCAGUCGUCAUAUAAGACUGCCCUCGAAACCAUCGCGAAGGAAAGACCAGCAUUGAAACACCGGCUCGCUGAUCCAUCAAAGGCUCCGGUGUGGCCUUCGUAUACGCUCAACGUGAACAGGGAAAAGGUAGAACAAGUCAUCGGAUUUAAGGCAGACUCGUACAUUCCUUGGGCGCAGACUGUUGUUGAAACCAUAGACAGUCUGCUUGCGGUGGAGAGGUACUGGAAAGCGAAGGGAUUUCAUGUGGAAGUCCCAAGCACAUCACCCUUUCCGUUUACUGUAUCGAAGUUGUGA
This is a messenger RNA of Guyanagaster necrorhizus, 1074 nucleotides long. RefSeq names its product NAD(P)-binding protein. The transcript is spliced from 7 exons. Lineage: Eukaryota; Fungi; Basidiomycota; Agaricomycetes; Agaricales; Physalacriaceae. Gene Ontology annotation, molecular function: oxidoreductase activity, acting on the CH-OH group of donors, NAD or NADP as acceptor. Bases 1 to 1074 code for a protein of 357 amino acids. The record is from RefSeq and is a predicted model, not a curated record.